Messenger RNA from Megachile rotundata (alfalfa leafcutting bee), 1784 nucleotides. Its product is annotated as enoyl-[acyl-carrier-protein] reductase, mitochondrial. Gene Ontology annotation, cellular component: mitochondrion. Lineage: Eukaryota; Metazoa; Arthropoda; Insecta; Hymenoptera; Megachilidae. The record is from RefSeq and is a predicted model, not a curated record. Gene Ontology annotation, molecular function: oxidoreductase activity. Gene Ontology annotation, biological process: fatty acid metabolic process.
UCAAUAUUUUUUUUCUCCGUGACAGUGUGUCAAGUAAAACAUUGUAAUACUUUAAAUAAUAAUCUAUAUCUAUGUUUUUUACGAAUUUUUAAUUGUAUAUAUUUAAUAUUUAUUACUUGUUACCACGACUGUUCGAAGCAAGCGUAUAUAAUCGUCUGUCACUCAAACAUUUUAAUAAAUUUCAAUAUAACCAACAAGAAUAUGGUCAUCUGUGUAAGAAAAGUAGUUGUACCAUUAUCACGAUCGAUUAUAACAAAUUUUCGAGUAAUUCGUCGAAUGAAUACAGCGAUAAAAACUGAUUCUGUAAAGUCCUUGUUUUAUAAGGAAUACGGAGAACCUGUAGAUGUUUUACAUAUUACAACACAAACCAUCAAUCAACCAGAAAGCAAUCAAGUUUCGGUAAAAUGGUUGUUAGCACCUGUUAAUCCUGCAGAUAUUAAUACGAUACAAGGUAAAUAUCCAAGUAAACCACCCUUACCAGCUAUACCAGGUAACGAAGGAGUAGGCGAAGUAAUAGCUGUUGGACCUAAUGUGAAGGAUUUAAGUGUUGGUGACAGAGUUAUCCCGAACGGUGUUAAUUUAGGAACAUGGAGAACCCAUGCGAAUUACAAGUCGGAAGAACUUAUGAAGGUUCCAAAAGAUGUUGGCACUAUCGAAGCUAGUAUGUUAAAUGUCAAUCCAUGUACCGCUUAUAGAAUGCUUAAAGAUUUUGUGGCAUUAGGACCUGGGGAUACCGUGAUUCAGAACGGUGGAAACUCUGCAGUUGGACAAAUGGUUAUACAGUUAUGUAAAGCAUGGAAUUUUAAAUCCGUUAAUGUUGUCAGAGAUAGACCAAACAUAACAGAAUUGAAGAAUUAUUUAAUUAAUUUGGGCGCGGACGAAGUAUUUACCGAAGAUGAAAUAAGAAAGACACAAAUUUUUAAAAAUAAAAAGUUACCCCCACCGAAACUAGCUCUUAAUUGUAUAUGUGGACAAAAUGCAUUAGAAAUCAUGCGUCAUUUAUCGCAUGGUGGUAUUAUGGUAACUUAUGGUGGCAUGUCUAGAGAACCUAUAACAGUUCCUACUUCUGCACUUAUUUUCAAGGAUAUUACCUUAAAAGGAUUUUGGAUGACAGCAUGGACAAAAGCAAAUAUGAAUUCUAAAGAGCGGGAAAAUAUGUUUACUCAACUAGGAAUAUUAUUCAGAGAUAAAAAAAUGAAAGCUCCACCGCAUAAAUUAGUUCCAUUUUGUCAGUAUCAGGAAGCUGUUAUAAAUGCACUUAAUAUGAAUGGUCGAAUUGGGGUAAAGUAUAUUUUGGAUAUGACAAAAUCUUAAAUUUCCUUUCCUAAGGAAUAAAAACCUAAUAACUUCUUAAAAUGCCUAUUGCAUUACUUACAUAUUUAGUAACUUUCUCAGCAAGAUAUUGACGUCGCAAUUUAGAGAAUAUCUAUUUUAUAAUGCAAAGUAUUUCGUUAAAAGAGAUUAAUUCAAAUUAUAAUUAAUUAAUAUUUUCAUUACAAUUCACGACAAAUAUUCGAUACAUAGUAAAUUUACGUAAAUUAUUAUGAAAAUAAUUGCAAGACAAAUAAUUAUAUUUAAUAAAUAUCAAUGAUUAAUCGAUGAAUUUUUAUAUAUAAAAUAGAUUCCUUUGUUUUAUAAAGAAUAAAUUUGUGUAUUAUAAAACAUUGUAUUAUAAUGUACAAGCCAUUUACCUAUAAUUGUAAAGAAAAUGUAUAAGAAUAUUUUGUUUAUUUGUUACGGAAUUGUUGCGGUGUAAUUUACAAAUAAAUUAAAAAAGAAAAGUU